AGAGGCCCUCCCACUGGCCCUGUGGUCCCCAGCCGCCACCCCCUCUCCCUGGGGGAGGAUGCAAGGUGAGACCCAGGACCAGGAUUAGAGCCCAGGCCUAAUUUCCCUAGCCAUAGCAGCUGCUGGACGCUGGCCACUUCAUUUAUAUAAGUAGCAUUAGCGCUAGUAUUAGCGUAAUGUAAUUGCAUCUAUUUGAUUAUUAAUUGAAGUUGGUUAAGCUAAGUAGCUCUUUGGCUAAAUGGAAAAUGAUUAGUUUUUGGUCACUGCUAUCGGUGUUGGAAUGGAACACCAUUUUGAGAAGUGGGUUUGUGUGUGUGUGUGUGUGUGUGUGUACAUUUGUGUGUGUGUAUUUGUGUGUGUGUGUGUGUGUGUAUUUGUGUGUGUGUGUGUGUGUGUGUGUCCUCUGCUCUGCGUUGGGGGCCCGUUUAUUUAUUUUAUUUUAUUUUUAGUCAUUUAGCAGACGCUCUAAUCCAGAGCGAUUUACAGUUUAAUUUCAUAUGCCUGGGUUCACCUUGACACAUCGACACCACAGCUAUCUCGUUAAUUACACACACACACACACACACACACACACACACACACACACACACACACACACAGAGAUAGAGCUUAUAUAUUGUGAAUUUGUAGCUUUUCGACUCUCUAAUCCCCCUAAGCAUGGAAAACAUGACGCGAUAAUGUAAUUACAUUAGACAAACUAACAGCUCAGAAUACCGGAAGUCUAAGGUCCCUGGUGACUGGCUCUGAAUGAAGAGACACAGUCUUACAGGGACACACUAUCACACCAUCUUAUGUCCUCUGUGGGUUACAGAGUUAAGACUGUAAUAAAACUGGGAUCCUUUCCACUGGAAGCUGUAAUAUGGUGUGAGCCAUUCAACUGGCACAGAAGAGAGCAGGUUACAACUCAGUGUAUUGAGGACAAACUCAGAUACACAGUUCUGGAUCAGCUACCAUCUAAUGGUCGCCUCUUGCCUCACCCCAGCAGGGCCUUUUCUGGUGUAAUGUUCUUCCAUGAUAUCAGUCAGUAUUUCUCCUGUCCAGCCAUGAGUGAAUUAGGAAGAGGGAUAUUUCAUAAUAAAAGCAGGAAUGGUUUUGCCCUUUCUGCUACUGACCUUUUUAAAAGGAAGACGUAUGUAACAGCCAAUGAAAACAACAGGAGUAAACGGUCCCAGACCGACGUCAUCGUUACAUGCCAAGCUCAACCCUCUUUCCCACCGUGGGAGUAGGGUGAAGUUGUCCCUAGAUGCUGAUCCUGGGUCAGCUUUGCAUUUCCCCCCAACUACUGGUUAAGGUUAGGAUUGGGGAAGGGGAAGCUGAUCCUAGACCUGUACGUAGGGGAAACCUCACCCCGGAGCCCCACUGUGCCUGUGAUGAAACCAUAGAUUUGUGUCUUAGGAAACCACUGCCGUUAAAGAGACAAGGAGAGUAUCCAGCCCUAGCAGCCCUGGCGUGACUGCAGAGCAAGGCAGAAGUUCAGUGAACAGGAACGGCCACACCAUAGGGACGUUGUCUAACUUCAAGUCCCCAACUGAGGUUCCUUCUCUACGGGGUCCGAGGAAGACCCAGAGCAGCUCAUUGGAGGAGGAAGAGAAGGCCUGGAGGACCAAUAAGAGAACGGCGCUGUCCAGAGGAUCUAACUUGACCCGCUCUGGGAGUGUCAAGGACCUGAUCCACAAGUUCUCAGGCUCAGAGCCCUCGUCAGUCAAUGAAAACGGCUCACCAGGUCUGUCAAUGGGCGGAUCCCUGCCUGAAGACUCUAACCGGCCAAUCAGGAUGUCCACAGCCAGAACUGAGGAGGUACUGGCCUAUCAGAACUCCCAGUCCAACACAAACACACCCACUCCCAGUAUUACCACAGUACAGACCCAGAGCCCAGUCAGGAUGUCCACAGCCAGGACUGGCACCACAGAGACUAAGACAGUGGUCAAGUCCACCUCCCAGUCCAACCCAGACAUUCCCAGCAGCACCACCGUAGAGAACAAGAACCUGGUACCUUCUAUCAAAGUGACCCCUCCACACAGAGAGUCUCAGCCCGGCCUUAACGGGGCGAAGAAAGGCUCGCCACAGCCCAGCAGUCCUUCAGACAGUCAUUCACAGAAGAGCCAGGGCCAGAACCAGGGUGGCUCUCACAGAGAGUCUAUGGCCGGUUCUGGAAUGGGUUCGGUAAGUAGACCUCUAAAUAGGGCCAAGAACUGACCACACCAAUCACUGAUCGCUUGGCGUCCGAGACCACGUCCACCCGUGAUCACUCUCUGCAUGAAGAUCACACAGCAUGGCCUGUCUGUCUGUCUGUCUGUCCACAACAAUAGCAAUCAACACAAUUGCGUGCGCAUCAGUCCGUCCAUCCGUCUGUGCAUGUGUCACCAAUAGCAGUCAACAAAUUCCUGCAUCUGCACCCUGACCCUAACCCUGACCGUGACCCUGACCCUAACCCUGACCCUGACCCUAACCCUAACCCUGACCCUGACCCUGACCCUGACCCUGACCCUAACCCUAACCCUAACCCUAACCCUGACCCAGCCCUAUCGCUGACCCUGACCCUAACCCUGACCCUAACCCUGACCCUAACCCUAACGCUGACCCUAACCCUAACCCUGACCCUGACCCUGACCCUGACCCUAACCCUGACCCUGACCCUAACCCUGACCCUAACCCUAACCCUAACCCUGACCCUGGCAUCUAACCCCAAUGUAUCAAACUGAUGGAAUGUUCAUAACUGGAGGCACUCAGUCAAAAUGAGCUGCAGCAUGCUCUGCUGUGCUGUCUGCUAACCCUGACCCUAACUGCAGCAUGCUCUGCUGUGCUGUCUGUUGAUGUUGUUACCACUCUGCUGUACGUUGAUGUCACUAAUGUUCACAUCACACCAUUGCAUGUGUGUUCAGUGGAAUUCAUUGGUUGAUUUGCACGUGAUACAAUCUCGCGCCUGAACAUACGGCACCUUCAAAUACCAUCAAAUGCUCCCUGUGCUGUGCUGUGCUGUACGGGUCUGUCAACAGCUAUGCUAUUGAUUUAAUCUGCUCUCUCUUUCUCUUUCUCUCUCUCCCAUCCUCCCUCCCUCUCCCUCUUCCUCUCUCUCUCACUCUCCCUCUCCCUCUCACCCUCUCUCCAUCCCUCCAUCCAUCCAUUUAAUAUAUUCUUCUUCUCCUCCUCCUCCUCCUCCUCCUCCUCCUCCUCUUCCUCCUCCAGGAAUCAGACUUUGACCCCAACAAGAGGCCUGAAAGUCCCUCAUCUGAAGAUGAGCCAUCCAAUCCCGUCAAAGUCCGCCAGAACCCCAAAUACCAGCUGUUCCUGGGUGGAGACAUGAUGGGGAACGGUUCCAGGGAUACAAAUGGAACGUCUGGGGGAGAGAACGGGAAUGGGAGAGAACCCAGGAACAGUUCCCGUUGGGACAGCACUAGCUCCAGAUUCGUGCCAAACUACCGCGGGUCCCUGGAGUCUCUGGCCUCACGGGACUGGGACACCAUGUCCGACAGGGUGAGGGACGGGGGCCUGGGGCCACUUGGGGCUGGUACUGGGGCCAGGGGAAUAAGACAGGUUUGGGGCUUGGGCCUCCAGGGGCCAGUGGAAUCAUUCAAGGGUGGUGGUGGGGCCAGCACUGCUAAGGGCCAGGGGAAUCAGACAUGGCUGAGGAUCUGUAAUAGGGCUGGGGCUUGGGCCUCCAUGGGCCAGUUCUGCCCAGGGGGGAAUGGGGACCAGGGGAACGGCAGGUUGUCAACCCACUCUAAUUAAACUGAUAGAUAGAGCUCCGAGUGGCUGUGUGAUCAGCGCCAGAUGCUGCCUGUAGACUUAAGCAGAUCAGCAACUGUCUGUCUGCUCCCAACUGCUGUGCUGACCUGUAUGAUGCAUUGCCAUCUGCUGGUGUACAACAGGCUUUACAAUAACAUCAAUAUUAAAAUCUAUAUUGGAAUUGACCAUGGAUAAUAUUUUCCAUUUCACUAGUAGUGAAUCCUUGGCAUAGCAUUGUCAAAGACAACGUUUUCAUUUUGUUUUUAUUGAUUUGUUUUAUCAAUGGAAUGUUUCUGUCUGUUGUCCAGCUGGGAGGUUUUGAGAGUCCCCCCAGGGCGUUCAACAGUCCCUACGCUACAGCGGCUUCCACGGAGUACAACCCUGGCAUGUACCGGAUGUCAGAGUAUAAAGUAAGAUACUCAGCAAAAUGGGAUUAUGUGGUACAGAAACAACUUGUUUUACUAAUAUCUUGUUUGUCUUAGAGAGCGAAUAAUCAUUAUAUUAUUGUAUAGCCCAUUUACCUGUUUGUCUUCUCCUCUCCUCUCCUCUCCUCUCCUCCUCUCCUCUCCUCUCCUCUCCUCUCCUCUCCUCUCCUCUCCUCUCCUCUCCUCUCCUCUCCUCUCCUCUCCUCUCCUCUCCUCUCCUCUCCUCUCCUCUCCUCUCCUCUCCUCUCCCCUCCUCCCCCUCCCUUCCCCUCUCCUCUCCUCUCCUCCCCCUCCCUUCUCCUCUCCUCUCCUCUCCUCUCCUUCCUCCCCCCUCUCCUCUCCUCUCCGUUAGAUGCAGGAGGUGAUGUCUCCAGCCACGUCAGAGCUGAACCUGUUUAACAGCUACAACAGCAGGAGUACCAGCCCCGUGCCCUACUUCACCCCGGCUGUGACUGCCCCACGUACACGCUUCUCAACCUACGACACCAUCAGGAGAAGGGACCAGCAGGUGGGUGGUCAGAGCAAUAAUACAGGGUUAACAAAAAAGAACAUUUCAGUAACAGUAACAGCUUUUUGACACGUUAUAAAGGCUCAUUCAUGCUUAUAACAAUUUAUAAAGCAUAUGUUGUUACCGACAUUUCUCUGUCAUCAUGUUUUAUUUUUUAUAUAAUACCGGUACUUCUCAGCUGUAAGCGUAUAUCAGUAUUGUAUGACUGACCCCUGGUUCUUCCAGGUGAUGCCAAGCCAUCUCCCCAUGCGGCCCACUGUGUCGUCUGUCGCUAUGCCCAACAAGAGAGACUACAUCGAGGAGCUGACCAGACAGAUGGAUGCCUGUCAGAAGGUACAGUAUGAAGAGACACUCUCAUCCCCCCCCUCUCGCUCUCUUCUCUCUCCAGCUCUCUUCUCCUACCUCUCUCUCCAUCUCUCCUCGGUCUCCUCUGGCUCUCUGUCUCUCUGUCUCUCUGCUCUCUUCUCUCUCUCUCUACUCUCUCCUCUCCGUCCCUCUCGCGCUCCUCUCUGACUCCUCUCUUCGCCUCUCCUCUCGUCUUCUCUCUCGCUCUCUCAUCUCCCUCUCUCCCCUCUCAUCCUCUCUCCUCUCUCCCUCUCUCCCUCUCUCCCUCUCUCCCUCUCUCCCUCUCCCUCUCUCCCUCCCUCAUAUCCUCUGUGUCCCCCUCCUAUCCACAGAGGAACCAGUUCCUGGAGGCAGAGAGUGUAGAGAUGGACAAGGAGAGGAACCAGAUCAGGCUGGAGAUGAGAAGCCUGUUGGUGAACAACGAGGACCUUCUCAGAACCAACAGUACCCUGCAGGUGUGUAGCAUGAUGGACUACACUACCCAGAAUGCUCUGUGUAACAUAUCUGGUUUGAUCUCAGUAAAGAUGUUGCCUGGGUGCAGUCUGUUUGCGCCGUGAUACCACUCCUUGCCACUCCUUGUCUUGGUAAGGAGUGGCAUGAUGGCACAAACAGACUGGUUCCGAGGCUAGUAAAGAGGUUCCUGAAGCUAACGUAAUGUCCUGUCUCCUUAUCAAUCCAAGAUUGAGAUGAAGAGGAUGAGGGAGAGGAUGAUAGAGCUGGAGAGAGACAACAUGGCCAUGACGGAACGCUUCAGAGUAAUGGAGGUAGGCUACUGGACUGGGCUACACAGAAACACCGUGUACAUCUGGACUACACAGAAACUACACCGUGUAUAUUCUUCUGAGACUCUUUAAUGGAGCUGGAUAGAAGGAUUAUCUUCCAACACACAAGCUCAUCCUUUAACUGACUCUCAAAGAGUUCAGGUUAAGAGCAUUGGGCCAGUAACUGAAAGGUCGCUGGUUCGAAUCCCUGAGCUGACUAGGUGAACAAUCUGUCGAUGUGCCCUUGAGCAAGCUACUCAACCCUAAUUUGCUCCUGUAAGUCACUAUGGAUAAGAGCGUCUGCUAAAUUGUGAAUGUACCAGCGCCUCAAAUGUCCUAGAAUAUUAGCUCAAAAAUAUUGUGGAGCUUCUGUACCUAAAUAUAAACAGUACCGGAACCCAAAAUGAGUACCGGAACCUAUUUCAGUCCAAGUCAAGCACUGGUGAUUGUCUUUUCUAAGUGUUGAAACACGGAGGAUGUCACAGAGAGCUGAUGUCAUGUAUGUAUCCUCCAGACGGAGAUGACCGAGGCCAGAGACCUGAUGGUGGAGGCUAACACUCAGGAAUAUGCCUUCAACUUCCUGCAGCAGUCUCUGAAGAAUAAGAUACAGGAUGCCGAGGUACAGUACAGGCUUCUCUAUAAUCAGAAUCUACCACAGACCUGUCAGUUAGCUGGACCUAUUCUACCACAGACCUCAGUCAGUUAGCUGGGCCUAUUCUACCACAGACCAGUCAGUUAGCUGGACCUAUUCUACCACAGACCUGUCAGUUAGCUGGACCUAUUCUACCACAGACCUGUCAGUUAGCUGGACCUAUUCUACCACAGACCUGUCAGUUAGCUGGACCUAUUCUACCACAGACCUGUCAGUUAGCUGGACCUAUUCUACCACAGACCUCAGUCAGUUAGCUGGACCUAUUCUACCACAGACCUGUCAGUUAGCUGGGCCUAUUCUACCACAGACCUCAGUCAGUUAGCUGGGCCUAUUCUACCACAGACCUCAGUCAGUUAGCUGGGCCUAUUCUACCACAGACCUCAGUCAGUUAGCUGGGCCUAUUCUACCACAGACCUCAGUCAGUUAGCUGGACCUAUUCUACCACAGACCUGUCAGUUAGCUGGGCCUAUUCUACCACAGACCUCAGUCAGUUAGCUGGGCCUAUUCUACCACAGACCUCAGUCAGUUAGCUGGACCUAUUCUACCACAGACCUCAGUCAGUUAGCUGGGCCUAUUCUACCACAGACCUGUCAGUUAGCUGGACCUAUUCUACCACAGACCUGUCAGUUAGCUGGGCCUAUUCUACCACAGACCUCAGUCAGUUAGCUGGGCCUAUUCUACCACAGACCUGUCAGUUAGCUGGGCCUAUUCUACCACAGACCUCAGUCAGUUAGCUGGGCCUAUUCUACCACAGACCUCAGUCAGUUAGCUGGACCUAUUCUACCACAGACCUCAGUCAGUUAGCUGGGCCUAUUCUACCACAGACCUGUCAGUUAGCUGGACCUAUUCUACCACAGACCUCAGUCAGUUAGCUGGGCCUAUUCUACCACAGACCAGUCAGUUAGCUGGACCUAUUCUACCACAGACCUGUCAGUUAGCUGGACCUAUUCUACCACAGACCUGUCAGUUAGCUGGACCUAUUCUACCACAGACCUGUCAGUUAGCUGGACCUAUUCUACCACAGACCUGUCAGUUAGCUGGACCUAUUCUACCACAGACCUCAGUCAGUUAGCUGGACCUAUUCUACCACAGACCUGUCAGUUAGCUGGGCCUAUUCUACCACAGACCUCAGUCAGUUAGCUGGACCUAUUCUACCACAGACCUGUCAGUUAGCUGGACCUAUUCUACCACAGACCUGUCAGUUAGCUGGACCUAUUCUACCACAGACCUGUCAGUUAGCUGGGCCUAUUCUACCACAGACCAGUCAGUUAGCUGGACCUAUUCUACCACAGACCUCAGUCAGUUAGCUGGGCCUAUUCUACCACAGACCUCAGUCAGUUAGCUGGGCCUAUUCUACCACAGACCUGUCAGUUAGCUGGACCUAUUCUACCACAGACCUGUCAGUUAGCUGGGCCUAUUCUACCACAGACCUCAGUCAGUUAGCUGGGCCUAUUCUACCACAGACCUGUCAGUUAGCUGGGCCUAUUCUACCACAGACCUCAGUCAGUUAGCUGGGCCUAUUCUACCACAGACCUCAGUCAGUUAGCUGGACCUAUUCUACCACAGACCUCAGUCAGUUAGCUGGGCCUAUUCUACCACAGACCUGUCAGUUAGCUGGACCUAUUCUACCACAGACCUGUCAGUUAGCUGGACCUAUUCUACCACAGACCUCAGUCAGUUAGCUGGGCCUAUUCUACCACAGACCUGUCAGUUAGCUGGACCUAUUCUACCACAGACCUGUCAGUUAGCUGGACCUAUUCUACCACAGACCUGUCAGUUAGCUGGACCUAUUCUACCACAGACCUGUCAGUUAGCUGGACCUAUUCUACCACAGACCAGUCAGUUAGCUGGACCUAUUCUACCACAGACCUCAGUCAGUUAGCUGGGCCUAUUCUACCACAGACCUGUCAGUUAGCUGGGCCUAUUCUACCACAGACCAGUCAGUUAGCUGGACCUAUUCUACCACAGACCUCAGUCAGUUAGCUGGACCUGUUCUACCACAGACCUCAGUCAUUUAGCUGGGCCUAUUCUACCACAGACCUCAGUCAGUUAGCUGGACCUAUUCUACCACAGACCUGUCAGUUAGCUGAACCUAUUCUACCACAGACCUCAGUCAGUUAGCUGGACCUAUUCUACCACAGACCUCAGUCAGUUAGCUGGGCCUAUUCUACCACAGACCUCAGUCAGUUAGCUGAACCUAUUCUACCACAGACCUCAGUCAGUUAGCUGGGCCUAUUCUACCACAGACCUCAGUCAGUUAGCUGGGCCUAUUCUACCACAGACCAGUCAGUUAGCUGGACCUAUUCUACCACAGACCUGUCAGUUAGCUGGGCCUAUUCUACCACAGACCUCAGUCAGUUAGCUGGACCUAUUCUACCACAGACCUCAGUCAGUUAGCUGGACCUAUUCUACCACAGACCUGUCAGUUAGCUGGGCCUAUUCUACCACAGACCUGUCAGUUAGCUGGACCUAUUCUACCACAGACCUGUCAGUUAGCUGGACCUAUUCUACCACAGACCUCAGUCAGUUAGCUGGGCCUAUUCUACCACAGACCUGUCAGUUAGCUGGACCUGUUCUACCACAGACCUGUCAGUUAGCUGGACCUAUUCUACCACAGACCUCAGUCAGUUAGCUGGACCUAUUCUACCACAGACCUCAGUCAGUUAGCUGGGCCUAUUCUACCACAGACCUGUCAGUUAGCUGGACCUAUUCUACCACAGACCUCAGUCAGUUAGCUGGGCCUAUUCUACCACAGACCUGUCAGUUAGCUGGGCCUAUUCUACCACAGACCUGUCAGUUAGCUGGACCUAUUCUACCACAGACCUGUCAGUUAGCUGGACCUAUUCUACCACAGACCUCAGUCAGUUAGCUGGGCCUAUUCUACCACAGACCUGUCAGUUAGCUGGACCUAUUCUACCACAGACCUGUCAGUUAGCUGGACCUAUUCUACCACAGACCUCAGUCAGUUAGCUGGACCUAUUCUACCACAGACCUCAGUCAGUUAGCUGGGCCUAUUCUACCACAGACCUCAGUCAGUUAGCUGGACCUAUUCUACCACAGACCUCAGUCAUUUAGCUGGACCUAUUCUACCACAGACCUCAGUCAGUUAGCUGGACCUAUUCUACCACAGACCUGUCAGUUAGCUGAACCUAUUCUACCACAGACCUGUCAGUUAGCUGGGCCUAUUCUACCACAGACCUCAGUCAGUUAGCUGGGCCUAUUCUACCACCAGACCUCAGUCAGUUAGCUGGGCCUAUUCUACCACAGACCUGUCAGUUAGCUGGACCUAUUCUACCACUGACCUCAGUCAGUUAGCUGGGCCUAUUCUACCACAGACCUGUCAGUUAGCUGGACCUAUUCUACCACAGACCUCAGUCAGUUAGCUGGGCCUAUUCUACCACAGACCUUCAGUUAGCUGGGCCUAUUCUACAAGUUAGCUGGGCCUAUUCUACCACAGACCUGUCAGUUAGCUGAACCUAUUCUACCACAGACCUGUCAGUUAGCUGGGCCUAUUCUACCACAGACCUGUCAGUUAGCUGGACCUAUUCUACCACAGACCUGUCAGUUAGCUGGGCCUAUUCUACCACAGACCUCAGUCAGUUAGUGGACCUAUUUCUACCACAGAUCCUGUCAGUUAGCUGGGCCUAUUCUACCACAGACCUGUCAGUUAGAUGGACCUAUUCUACCACAGACCUGUCAGUUAGCUGAACCUAUUCUACCACAGACCUCAGUCAGUUAGCUGAACCUAUUCUACCACAGACCUCAGUCAGUUAGCUGGGCCUAUUCUACCACAGACCUCAGUCAGUUAGCUGGGCCUAUUCUACCACAGACCUGUCAGUUAGCUGGGCCUAUUCUACCACAGACCUCAGUCAGUUAGCUGGACCUAUUCUACCACAGACCCCAGUCAGUUAGCUGGGCCUAUUCUACCACAGACCUGUCAGUUAGCUGGGCCUAUUCUACCACAGACCUCAGUCAGUUAGCUGGACCUAUUCUACCACAGACCUCAGUCAGUUAGCUGGGCCUAUUCUACCACAGACCUCAGUCAGUUAGCUGGGCCUAUUCUACCACAGAACCUGUCAGUUAGCUGGGCCUAUUCUACCACAGACCUCAGUCAGUUAGCUGGAACCUAUUCUACCCACUGACCUCAGUCAGUUAGCUGGGCCUAUUCUACCACAGACCUCAGUCAGUUAGCUGAACCUAUUCUACCACAGACCUCAGUCAGUUAGCUGGGCCUAUUCUACCACAGACCUGUCAGUUAGCUGAACCUAUUCUACCACAGACCUCAGUCAGUUAGCUGGGCCUAUUCUACCACAUACCUCAGUCAGUUAGCGGGCCUAUUCUACCACAGACCUGUCAGUUAGCUGGAACCUAUUCUACCACAGACCUCAGUCAGUUAGCUGGGCCUAUUCUACCACAGACCUCAGUCAGUUAGCUGGACCUAUUCUACCACAGACCUCAGUCAGUUAGCUGGGCCUAUCUACCACAGACCUCAGUCAGUUAGCUGGGCCUAUUCUACCACAGACCUGUCAGUUAGCUGGACCUAUUCUACCACAGACCUCAGUCAGUUAGCUGGACCUAUUCUACCACAGACCUGUCAGUUAGCUGGACCUAUUCUACCACAGACCUGUCAGUUAGCUGGGCCUAUUCUACCACAGACCUGUCAGUUAGCUGGGCCUAUUCUACCACAGACCUGUCAGUUAGCUGAACCUAUUCUACCACAGACCUCAGUCAGUUAGCUGGACCUAUUCUACCACAGACCCCAGUCAGUUAGCUGGACCUAUUCUACCACAGACCUGUCAGUUAGCUGGACCUAUUCUACCACAGACCUGUCAGUUAGCUGGGCCUAUUCUACCACAGACCCCAGUCAGUUAGCUGGACCUAUUCUACCACAGACCUGUCAGUUAGCUGGACCUAUUCUACCACAGACCUGUCAGUUAGCUGGGCCUAUUCUACCACAGACCUCAGUCAGUUAGCUGAACCUAUUCUACCACAGACCUCAGUCAGUUAGCUGGACCUAUUCUACCACAGACCUGUCAGUUAGCUGGGCCUAUUCUACCACAGACCUCAGUCAGUUAGCUGGACCUAUUCUACCACAGACCUCAGUCAGUUAGCUGGGCCUAUUCUACCACAGACCUCAGUCAGUUAGCUGGGCCUAUUCUACCACAGACCUCAGUCAGUUAGCUGGACCUAUUCUACCACAGACCUCAGUCAGUUAGCUGGGCCUAUUCUACCACAGACCUCAGUCAGUUAGCUGGACCUAUUCUACCACAGACCUCAGUCAGUUAGCUGGGCCUAUUCUACCACAGACCUCAGUCAGUUAGCUGGGCCUAUUCUACCACAGACCAGUCAGUUAGCUGGACCUAUUCUACCACUGACCUCAGUCAGUUAGCUGGGCCUAUUCUACCACAGACCCCAGUCAGUUAGCUGGGCCUAUUCUACCACAGACCUCAGUCAGUUAGCUGGGCCUAUUCUACCACAGACCCCAGUCAGUUAGCUGGACCUAUUCUACCACAGACCUGUCAGUUAGCUGGGCCUAUUCUACCACAGACCUCAGUCAGUUAGCUGGGCCUAUUCUACCACAGACCUCAGUCAGUUAGCUGGGCCUAUUCUACCACAGACCUCAGUCAGUUAGCUGGGCCUAUGUGUUUGCCCUGACCCUGUGUGAGCCCCUCUGUGCAUCCAGAAAUGGCACCCUGUUCCCUAUUAGUGCACUAUGUAGCGAGUAGGGUUCCAUUUCAGCCCCAGCCUCUGUGCCUGUCCCACAUCAUGUGUAUCUGUCCCCCUAUAGGAGGCACUAGAGAAGCAGUCGCUCCAUGCCCAGGGCCUGUCGGAGAAGCUGUGGCUGUCUGAGAGACAGUUGGAGGAGCUAGAGGUGGACAAGGAGACACGGGACAAGAGGACAUCAGAGCUCAGCGACACCGUCUUCAGACUAGAGAUUGAGGUACAGUUACGGUGUUAUACUCAUACGUGUAGUAAAGUCUGUGUGUGUGUGUGUGUGUGAGAGAGAGAGAUCAGAGUCAGUCUUCAGACUGGAGACUGAGGUACAGUACUGUUCACUUUACACACCUAUAAUGUAGCUUCAAGGGUUGUGGUUAAUUCCGCAAAUUAAAUUCUAAUUAAAUUCCCUCUCCCUGUAAAUUACAUUUAAUACUAAUCAAAGUCCAGGACAGUCUUUAAAUUCAGAGAUAAUACAUUUCCUCUCAAUUCCAUUGUUAGGUAUUCAAAUUAAAUUCCCUCAGGCUUUCAGGGAAUAUAGAAAUAGAAGUUGAAAUGAUUUAAAACAAAUCAUGCAGUACUUUUGUUAUACUAAAUCCAUUAAUUCCAUUAACUGGGAAAUGAACAACUAUUAAAUUCCAAUUCAGUUAAAUUCAAAAUAUUUUUGUAUUUUUUUUUACAAUUCCAAUUAAUUCCAAUUAAAACAUUCCAAACAUUCUAAUUCCAAUUCAAUUCCAACUCCAUAACUUGAAGAUUGUUGAAAUUUGAAAUUGAAUUAGUGUAACAUUUCUCGUGUUGAUUCAGGAGUUACAUUAACUCUGUAAGUGUUAAAUUAACACUCAUUGGUGUAAAAUAACCCCAGUGUUGGUGUUAAUAACCAGUGUUAAAACAAAACCACGCCCAUCAUUAUCAUAUUUCCCAGCAUGCUCUAUUGCAGGUAGAUUUUUUUGUUUGUUUCAAUAUCUAUGUUUUUGCAUGUACAUUGAUUGAUUAAUUAAUCUUAUGCUACUCAAAUAUAAAUAACAUAAAUGUUUCUAAACUAAUCCAAUCUGUUAGUUGGACUUGUUCCCGUUACUGUAAUGGUUGUUUCCAGUUUAGAUACUUGAGGUAGCCUCAUAUCUUAGUCUUCCCAAUCCUGUCAGUCAUUCUAAAUGCAGGUUGCGGGUGAAUAAAACAUUCUAAAUGUUGGAUAGCCCCACUCUGGCUGGAUUCCAAUAGGAAUUACACAUCCCUUUGCAAGCCAGCAUAAAGUGACUUGCAGGCCUGAUGUGGUCUGUAAACCAUGACUUUCAGACCACCGUAUUAGGGUAAAACUAGGCCCUCAAAAUACUGCCUCAUGAAAUAUGUGUUGUGUUGUAAGGAAUUAAAUUUUUUAUGAAAAAUAUAUUCGCUUAGGAUCUCACUUGGUGAAGGCCACAGGACUGAAAAUGAAUGAAUGCAACAACCGUGUCACUAACAAACACAGUCAUGGGUGGUAACUCUACAAUUCACUCGAAGGUCAAGGCCCUCUGGGAAAUAUGCAAAUAAGGCUUGGCACUAAGCGUUGUGUUAAUUUAACACUGAAAAGGGCAGACCCGUAUAGACACUGGACCAGUGUUAAAUGGUAACACUCUCAGUUGUUGAUUUAACCCUGGAGAAUUUCCUGUGUAUAUGUGCGUGACGUUAUAGUCCCUCUCCCUCCACAGCUAGGAGAGGCCCUACAGAAAGCCACCCAGGCCUCAGCAGAGCUCAGUCUGCACCAGAAGCUACGAGAUGACGCCCUGCUGAGGGUGGAGGAGCUGGAAGAGACCCUACUGGAGAGGGGUCAGGAGCUACAGACAGCCCAGCAGACUGUCAGCCUCCUGCAGGGACAGGUACAAUACUGACCAGGGUUAUACAGACUGUCAGCCUCCUGCAGGGACAGGUACAAUACUGACCAGGGUUAUACAGACUGUCAGCCUCCUGCAGGGACAGGUACAAUACUGACCAGGGUUAUACAGACUGUCAGCCGCCUGCAGGGACAGGUACAAUACUGACCAGGGUUAUACAGACUGUCAGCCGCCUGCAGGGACAGGUACAAUACUGACCAGGGUUAUAAAGGCCUUACAGUUAGGGUUAGGGGGGUUAGGGUUAGGUAGACAGGUAGAUAAGGACAUAGAUCUUACAGGCCCUGGUCACCAUGCAUGGCGUAGGCCUUACUAAAGUCAAAGGCAGAUCAUUUGCGCUUGAGAUUUACUUUUUGAAAGUCAUUUCUGCUUAAGCCGACACCCAUGUGGUUACAGCAAUCGGGAUUGUGUCGCCUACUUCACCCACACUGUAAAAUGUGUGUCCAUAUGUGAUUUUUCUGAUUUACAUAUGAGUAUAAUAUUCUUUAUUACACUCCGUGUGUUGUAUAUAUUUAUUACAUUAUGUUAUACUUUGUCAGGUGUCAAGGUAAACUGAUAGAUAACUGUAUGUGUUGUCAUCAGGUGUCAGGUAAACUGAUAGAUAACUGUAUGUGUUGUCAUCAGGUGUCAGGUAAGCUGAUAGAUAACUGUAUGUGUUGUCAUCAGGUGUCAGGUAAACUGAUAGAUAACUGUAUGUGUUGUCAUCAGGUGUCAGGUAAACUGAUAGAUAACUGUAUGUGUUGUCAUCAGGUGUCAGGUAAACUGAUAGAUAACUGUAUGUGUUGUCAUCAGGUGUCAGGUAAACUGAUAGAUAACUGUAUGUGUUGUCAUCAGGUGUCAGGUAAACUGAUAGAUAACUGUAUGUGCUGUCAUCAGGUGUCAGGUAAACUGAUAGAUAACUGUAUGUGUUUGUCAUCAGGUGUCAGGUAAGCUGAUAGAUAACUGUAUGUGUUGUCAUCAGGUGUCAGGUAAACUGAUAGAUAACUGUAUGUGCUGUCAUCAGGUGUCAGGUAAACUGAUAGAUAACUGUAUGUGUUGUCAUCAGGUGUCAGGUAAACUGAUAGAUAACUGUAUGUGUUGUCAUCAGGUGUCAGGUAAACUGAUAGAUAACUGUAUGUGCUGUCAUCAGGUGUCAGGUAAACUGAUAGAUAACUGUAUGUGUUGUCAACAGGUGUCAGGUAAACUGAUAGAUAAACUGUAUGUGGUUGUCAUCAGGUGUCAGGUAAACUGAUAGAUAACUGUAUGUGCUGUCAUCAGGUGUCAGGUAAACUGAUAGAUAACUGUAUGUGUUGUCAUCAGGUGUCAGGUAAGCUGAUAGAUAACUGUAUGUGUUGUCAUCAGGUGUCAGGUAAACUGAUAGAUAACUGUAUGUGUUGUCAUCAGGUGUCAGGUAAACUGAUAGAUAACUGUAUGUGUUGUCAUCAGGUGUCAGGUAAGCUGAUAGAUAACUGUAUGUGCUGUCAUCAGGUGUCAGGUAAACUGAUAGAUAACUGUAUGUGUUGUCGUCAGGUAAACUGAUAGAUAACUGUAUGUGUUGUCAUCAGGUGUCAGGUAAACUGAUAGAUAACUGUAUGUGUUGUCAUCAGGUGUCAGGUAAACUGAUAGAUAAGGAGCGGUCCCUGGAGGAGGAGAUCCAGCUGAGGGAGAGAGUCCAGCUGCAGUGGAAGCAGGCAGAGAGGAGCGUAGAGGACCUGACGAUAGAGCUACAGACUGCUGCACAGACCAAAGAGGACCUGGCCAAGCAACUCAAACAGGCUCAGGUAGGUACAGACAGAGAGCACCAUAACCCCUAACCUUAACCCAGGCUAAAGAGGACCAGGCCAAGCAACUCAAACAGGCUCAGGUAGGUACAGACAGAGAGCACCAUAACCCCUAACCUUAACCCAGUCUAAAGAGGACCUGGCCAAGCAACUCAAACAGGCUCAGGUAGGUAUAGACAGAGAGCACCAUAACCCCUAACCUUAACCCAGUCUAAAGAGGACCUGGCCAAGCAAGAUAUACUGUAGAUACAGAGAGAGUAGACAGUAUGAACCGUGGGAGAUAUACUGUAGAUAUAGAGAGAGUAGACAGUAUGAACCGUGGGAGAUAUACUGUAGAUACAGAGAGAGUAGACUUUAUGAACCGUGGGAGAUAUACUGUAGAUAUAGAGAGAGUAGACAGUAUGAACCGUGGGAGAUAUACUGUAGAUAUAGAGAGAGUAGACAGUAUGAACCGUGGGAGAUAUACUGUAGAUAUAGAGAGAGACUAGACUUUAUGAACCGUGGGAGAUAUACUGUAGAUAUAGAGAGAGUAGACAGUAUGAACCGUGGGAGAUAUACUGUAGAUAUAGAGAGAGUAGACUUUAUGAACUGUGGGGAGAUAUACUGUAGAUAUAGAGAGAGUAGACUUUAUGAACCGUGGGAGAUAUACUGUAGAUAUAGAGAGAGUAGACUUUAUGAACCGUGGGAGAUAUACUGUAGAUAUAGAGAGAGUAGACAGUAUGAACCGUGGGAGAUAUACUGUAGAUAUAGAGAGAGACUAGACUUUAUGAACCGUGGGAGAUAUACUGUAGAUAUAGAGAGAGUAGACAGUAUGAACCGUGGGAGAUAUACUGUAGAUAUAGAGAGAGUAGACUUUAUGAACUGUGGGAGAUAUACUGUAGAUAUAGAGAGAGUAGACAGUAUGAACCGUGGGAGAUAUACUGUAGAUAUAGAGAGAGUAGACAGUAUGAACCGUGGGAGAUAUACUGUAGAUAUAGAGAGAGUAGACAGUAUGAACCGUGGGAGAUAUACUGUAGAUAUAGAGAGAGUAGACAGUAUGAACCGUGGGAGAUAUACUGUAGAUAUAGAGAGAGUAGACUUUAUGAACCGUGGGAGAUAUACUGUAGAUAUAGAGAGAGUAGACAGUAUGAACCGUGGGAGAUAUACUGUAGAUAUAGAGAGAGUAGACAGUAUGAACCGUGGGAGAUAUACUGUAGAUAUAGAGAGAGUAGACUUUAUGAACCGUGGGAGAUAUACUGUAGAUAUAGAGAGAGUAGACAGUAUGAACCGUGGGAGAUAUACUGUAGAUAUAGAGAGAGUAGACAGUAUGAACCGUGGGAGAUAUACUGUAGAUAUAGAGAGAGUAGACAGUAUGAACCGUGGGAGAUAUACUGUAGAUAUAGAGAGAGUAGACAGUAUGAACCGUGGGAGAUAUACUGUAGAUAUAGAGAGAGUAGACAGUAUGAACCGUGGGAGAUAUACUGUAGAUAUAGAGAGAGUAGACUUUAUGAACCGUGGGAGAUAUACUGUAGAUAUAGAGAGAGUAGACAGUAUGAACCGUGGGAGAUAUACUGUAGAUAUAGAGAGAGUAGACAGUAUGAACCGUGGGAGAUAUACUGUAGAUAUAGAGAGAGUAGACAGUAGGAACCGUGGGAGAUAUACUGUAGAUAUAGAGAGAGUAGGACAGUAUGAACCGUGGGAGAUAUACUGUAAGAUAUAGAGAGAGUAGACAGUUAUGAACCGUGGGGAGAUAUACUGUAGAUAUAAGAGAUAGUAGACAGUAUGAACCGUGGGAGAUAUACUGUAGAUAUAGAGAGAGUAGACAGUAGUGAACCGUGGGAGAUAUACUGUAGAUAUAGAGAGAGUAGACUUUAUGAACCGUGGGAGAUAUACUGUAGAUAUAGAGAGAGUAGACAGUAUGAACCGUGGAGAUAUACUGUAGAUAUAGAGAGAGUAGACAGUAAUGAACCGGUGGGAGAUAUACUGUAGAUAUAGAGAGAGUAGACUUUAUGAAACCGUGGGAGAUAUACUGUAGAUAGAGAAGAGUAGACAGUAUGAACCGUGGGAGAUAUACUGUAGAUAUAGAGAGAGUAGACAGUAUGAACCGUGGGAGAUAUACUGUAGAUAUAGAGAGAGUAGACAGUAUGAACCGUGGGAGAUAUACUGUAGAUAUAGAGAGAGUAGACAGUAUGAACCGUGGGAGAUAUACUGUAGAUAUAGAGAGAGUAGACAGUAUGAACCGUGGGAGAUAUACUGUAGAUAUAGAGAGAGUAGACAGUAUGAACCGUGGGAGAUAUACUGUAGAUAUAGAGAGAGUAGACAGUAUGAACCGUGGGAGAUAUACUGUAGAUAUAGAGAGAGUAGACAGUAUGAACCGUGGGAGAUAUACUGUAGAAAUAGAGAGAGUAGACAGUAUGAACCGUGGGAGAUAUACUGUAGAUAUAGAGGUAACUGCCAAAAUAAUGGAAACCCAACAUAGUGUCUUAAAAGGGUAUUGGGCCACCAUGAGCCGACAGAACAGCUUCAAUGCACCUUUAGCAUGGAUUCUACAGGUGUCUGGAACUCUAUUGGAGGGAUGUGAAACCAUUCUUCCACCAGAAAUUCCAUCAUUUGGUGUUUUGUUGAUGGUGGUGGAAAACGCUGUCUCAGGCGCCGCUCCAGAAUCUCCCAUAAGUGUUCAAUUGGGUUGAGAUCUGGUGACUGAGACACACACACACACGCACACACAAACGCACACACGCGCACACACACACGCACACACACACACACACACACACGCACACACACACGCACAGCCACACGCACACACAAACGCACACGCACACACACACACACGCACACACAAACGCACGCACACACAAACACACACACACAACAACACACACUAUUAUGGAUCCACAUUAGUUCCUGCCAUGGCAGCAGCUACUCUUCCUGGGGUUUAUUAUGGAUCCCCAUUAGUUCCUGCCAAGGCAGCAGCUACUCUUCCUGGGGUUUAUUAUGGAUCCCCAUUAGUUCCUGCCGAGGCAGCAGCUACUCUUCCUGGGGUUUAUUAUGGAUCCCCAUUAGUUCCUGCCAAGGCAGCAGCUACUCUUCCUGGGGUUUAUUAUGGAUCCACAUUAGUUCCUGCCAAGGCAGCAGCUACUCUUCCUGGGGUUUAUAAUGGAUCCCCAUUAGUUCCUGCCAAGGGCAGCAGCUACUCUUCCUGGGGUUUAUUAUGGAUCCCCAUUAGUUCCUGCCAAGGCAGCAGCUACUCUUCCUGGGGUUUAUUAUGGAUCCCCAUUAGUUCCUGCCAAGGCAGCAGCUACUCUUCCUGGGGUUUAUUAUGGAUCCCCAUUAGUUCCUGCCAAGGCAGCAGCUACUCUUCCUGGGGUCCAGCAAAAUUAAGGCAGUUAUACAUUUUAAAAACAUGACAAUACAUCCAUAACAUAUUUCACAACAUAUUAAGUGUCAAAGCACUUUGUAACAACUGCUGAUGUAGAAAAUGUGUUAUAGAUCAAUUUGAUUGAUAUAUUGAUUGGUUGAUGUGUUUCUCCUUUCUCCAGGAGAAAGUGAUAGAUCUUGAGAGCGACCUGGAGGAGAUGCAGGACCGUGAACAGAGAUGGGCCAGCAGGCACAAGAGAGCCGUCGAGCAGGUACAUCUGUCUGCCUACACCUGUCCUUUCACACGCUCUGACCCCAACACUAUGCCACACUGAACCAAUGUUUUUUAUGUUCUCUGUUCACUUCAAUUAAUAUAGUCAAACAACUCAUAAAUCACAAAUAUGAAAUUGUAUCUUCUGGGACUUUAACUGAAUCCAGGAUUUCUUGACUGAUGCCUGGCCAGUGAGGACUAAUUUGAUUCUGAUGUCGAUCAUGAUUCUACAGCAUCAAACGGGGGACAGGGUUUUUUUUUUUUGAGGAUGUGCCCAGUGAGUGUGUAGUAUCUAUCUAAACAGACUGUUGUGUUCUUCACAGACGGAACAGCUCCAGCUGAAGUUGAUCCAGGAGAAAGAUGUGAAUGAGCAGCUGGACAGUGAGAAGAUCAUCCUGGAGAGACAGGUACAUUACACUAACUAACAGUUCUAACAAUGCAGGGACGUCAGCCUGUGGUGUAGCUAUGUGAUCCAUCUAUACAUCAGUGUUGCAUGUGGGCCUAAGGUUGAAGUUGUUGUCCGUUGAUGUGAUUCAUGUUUAGAUAUGUGCCAAAGCUUUAAAACCCCCUGGCAGCAAUGAAAGGCAGAGCUAAACGACCUGUAUGAGCCACGUCUGAAAGGUUCCUGUGCUGUGACAUUCCUUCCUGUGCUGUCUGAGGGGGGUAACUGUGACAUUCCUUCCUGUGCUGUCUGAGGGGGGGGUAACUGUGGACAUUCCUUCCUGUGGUGUCUGGAGGGUGGGGUACUGUGACAUUCCUUCCUGUGCUGUCCUGAGGGGGGUAACUGUGAACAUUCCUUCCGUGGUGUCUGAGGGGGGUAACUGGUGCACAUUCCUUCCUGUGCUGUCUGAGGGGGGUAACUGUGACAUUCCUUCCUGUGGUGUCUGAGGGGGGUAACUGUGACAUUCCUUCCUGUGCUGUCUGAGGGGGGUAACUGUGACAUUCCUUCCUUGGGUGUCUUGAGGGGGGUACUGUGACAUUCCUUCCUGUGCUGUCUGAGGGGGGGGUAACUGUGACAAAUUCCUUCCUGUGCUGUCUAAGGGGGGUAACUGUGACAUUCCUUCCUGUGGUGUCUGAGGGGGGUAAACUGUGACAUUCCUUCCUGUGGUGUCUGAGGGGGGUAACUGUGACAAUUCCUUCCUGUGGUGUCUGAGGGGGGUAACUGUGACAUUCCUUCCUGUUGCUGUGAACAUUCCUUCCUGUGCUGUCUGAGGGAGGAAACUGUGACAUUCCUUCCUGUGGUGUCUGAGGGGGGUAACUGUGACAUUCCUUCCUGUGCUGUCUGAGGGGGUAACUGUGACAUUCCUUCCUGUGCUGUCUGAGGGGGGUAACUGUGACAUUCCUUCCUGUGGUGUCUGAGGGGGGUAACUGUGACAUUCCUUCCUGUGGUGUCUGAGGGGGGUAACUGUGACAUUCCUUCCUGUGGUGUCUGAGGGGGGUAACUGUGACAUUCCUUCCUGUGCUGUGACAUUCCUUCCUGUGCUGUCUGAGGGGGUAACUGUGACAUUCCUUCCUGUGCUGUCUGAGGGGGUAACUGUGACAUUCCUUCCUGUGCUGUCUGAGGGGGGUAACUGUGACAUUCCUUCCUGUGGUGUGACAUUCCUUCCUGUGCUGUCUGAGGGGGGUAACUGUGACAUUCCUUCCUGUGGUGUCUGAGGGGGGUAACUGUGACAUUCCUUCCUGUGCUGUCUGAGGGGGGUAACUGUGACAUUCCUUCCUGUGCUGUGACAUUCCUUCCUGUGCUGUCUGAGGGGGGUAACUGUGACAUUCCUUCCUGUGGUGUCUGAGGGGGUAACUGUGACAUUCCUUCCUGUGCUGUGACAUUCCUUCCUGUGCUGUCUGAGGGGGGUAACUGUGACAUUCCUUCCUGUGGUGUACUGCAGGUGCGUGACCUGCGUGUGGAGGUGGAGGAACUUCACAACUCCAGAGUCCAGGAUGAUGUCAUCACUAAGACAGAGAGCCGGGCCAAGGAGCUGGAGAACGCUCUCAGAGUGGAGGAGAGGUGUGUCUCCUAUUGUGUCUACGGUCCUAGACAGUGUUUGUUGACUUCUAUAUGUGAAUGGCUUUUGUUCUCCUGUGCAGGAAUAAGGUGGUGAUGACCAACACCAUCGGUAAACUGGAGAGGAAGAACAACGAACUGUCAGAUCAGCUGGAGGAGGAACAUAAGAUCUCUACGGAGCAGAAGGACCUGGUACGACACUUUACAGUUACUAACACUGGGGAGCAGUAGAGAUAAGAGACAUGUCAGAUGGGGACAGUUACUAACACUAGGGAGCAGUAGAGAUAAGAGCCAGUUCAGAUGGAGACAGUUACUAACACUGGGGGAGCAGUAGAGAUAAGAGCCAUUCAGAUGGGGGACAGUUACUAACACUGGGGAGCAGUGGAGAUAAGAGCCAUGUCAGAUGGGGGACAGUUACUAACACUGGGGAGCAGUGGAGAUAAGAGCCAUGUCAGAUGGGGGACAGUGUUACUAACACUGGGGGAGCAGUAGAGAUAAGAGCCAUGUCAGAUGGGGACAGUUACUAACACUGGGGAGCAGUGGAGAUAAAGCCAUGUCCGAUGGGGACAGUUACUAACACUGGGGAGCAUGGAGAUAGAGCCAUGUCAGAUGGGGACAGUUACUAACACUGGGGAGCAGUGGAGAUAAGAGCCAUGUCAGAUGGGGACAGUUACUAACACUGGGGAGCAGUAGAGAUAAGAGCCAUGUCAGAUGGGGACAGUUACUAACACUGGGGAGCAGUAGAGAUAAGAGCCAUGUCAGAUGGGGACAGUUACUAACACUGGGGAGCAGUAGAGAUAAGAGCCAUGUCAGAUGGGGACAGUUACUAACACUGGGGAGCAGUGGAGAUAAGAGCCAUGUCAGAUGGGGACAGUUACUAACACUGGGGAGCAGUAGAGAUAAGAGCCAUGUCAGAUGGGGACAGUUACUAACACUGGGGAGCAGUAAGAGAUAAGCCAUGUCAGAUGGGGACAGUUACUAACACUGGGGAGCAGUAGAGAUAAGAGCCAUGUCAGAUGGGGACAGUUACUAACACUGGGGAGCAGUAGAGAUAAGAGCCAUGUCAGAUGGGGACAGUUACUAACACUGGGGAGCAGUAGAGAUAAGAGCCAUGUCAGAUGGGACAGUUACUAACACUGGGGGGCAGUAGAGAUAAGAGCCAUGUCAAUGGUGACAGUUACUAACACUGGGGAGCAGUAGAGAUAAGAGCCAUGUCAGUGGGGACAGUUACUAAAACUGGGGAGCAGUAGAAUAAGACCAUGUCAGAUGGGGACAUUUUCUAACACUGGGGAGCAGUAGAGAAAGAGCCUGUCCCGAUGGGGACAGUUAAAAACACCGGGGAGCAGUAGAGAUAAGAGCCUGUUUAGAUGGGGACGUUUUCUAACACUGGGGACAUUAGAGAUAAAAACCAUGUCAGAUGGGGGCAGUUACUAACCUGGGGAGCAGUAGAGAUAAGAGCCAUGUCAGAUGGGGACAGUUACUAACACUGGGGAGCAGUAGAGAUAAGAGCCAUGUCAGAUGGGGACAGUUACUAACACUGGGGAGCAGUAGAGUAAGAGCCAUGUCAAUGGGACAGUUUACUAAAACUGGGGGGCAUAGAGAUAAGAGCCAUUUCAGAUGGGGACAGUUCUAACACUGGGGAGCAGUAGAGAUAAGCCAUGUCAGAUGGGGACAGUUACUAACACUGGGGAGCAGUAGAGAUAAGAGCCAUGUCAGAUGGGGACAGGUUUACUAACACUGGGGAGCAGUAGAGAUAAAGAGCCAUGGUCAGAUGGGGACAGUUACUAACACUGGGGAGCAGUAGAGAUAAGAGCCAUGUCAGAUGGGGACAGUUACUAACACUGGGGAGCAGUAGAGAUAAGAGCCAUGUCAGAUGGGGACAGUUACUAACACUGGGGAGCAGUAGAGAUAAGAGCCAUGUCAGAUGGGGACAGUUACUAACAACUGGGGUAGCAGUAGAGAUAAGAGACAUGUCAGAUGGGGACAGUUACUAACACUGGGGAGCAGUAGAGAUAAGAGCCCAUGUCAGAUGGGGACAGUUACUAACACUGGGAGCAGUAGGAGAUAAGAGCCAUGUCAGAUGGGGACAGUUUACUAACACUGGGGAGCAGUAGAGAUAAGAGCCAUGUCAGAUGGGACAUUACUAACACUGGGGAGCAGUAGAGAUAAGAGCCCUGUCAAUGGGGGCAGUUUUCUAACACUGGGAGCAUUUGAGAUAAGAGCCAUGUCAGAUGGGGACAGUUACUAACACUGGGACAGUGAAAAUAAGACCAUGUCAGAUGGGGACAGUUACUAACACUGGGGAGCAGUAAGAUAAGAGCCAUGUCAGUGGGACAGUUACUAACACUGGGGGGCAGUAGAGAUAAGAGACAUGGGCAGAUGGGGACAGUUACUAACACUGGGGGCAGUGGAGAUAAGAGCCAUGUCCCGAUGGGGACGUUUUUUUCUAAAAAACUGGGGAGCGUAAGAUAAAGCCAUGUCAUGGGACAGUUAAAUUUUUAAACACCGGGGAGCAGUUAGAGAAAGAGGCCCAGUCAGAAUGGGGACGUUUACUAACACUGGUACAGUGGAGAUAAGGAGCCCAUGUUCAGAUGGGACGUUACUAAAACCGGGGAGCAAUAAGAUAAGAAGCCAUGUCAGAUGGGAACAGUUAAACACUGGGGACAGUAAAGAUAAGAACCUGUCAAGGGGACAGUUACUAACACUGGUGAAAACAUUAGAUAAGAUCCAUUUAAUGGGACGUUUACUAACACUGGGGGGGCAUGAGAUAAAGCCCUGUCAGAUGGGGACAGUUUUCUAACACUGGGAGCAAAUAGAGAAAGUGCCAUGUCAGAGGGGACAGUUACUAAACACUGGGAGCAAAUGGAGAUAAGAGCCAUGUCAGAUGGAGACAGUUUACUAACACUGGGGGCAGUAAGAGAAAAGCAUGUCAGAUGGGAAAAUUCUAACAAAUGGGGAACAGUAGAGAUAAAGCCAUGUCGAUGGGGCAGUUCUAACACGGAGCAUAGAAAAUAAGAGCAUGUCAAAUGGGAAGUUUCUAACAUCUGGGAGCAGUAAGAUAAGAGCCUGUCAAAUGGGACAGUUACUAACACUGGGGAGCAGUAGAGAUAAGAGCCAUGUCAGAUGGGGACUGUGAAUAUUAUUUGCAAUCAUUUGUGUUCCUAUAAACAAAAGUUACUUAUACUGUGUGCGUAAGAUGACUUCCAGGUUCUCUUGCUAAAUAAUUGUUUAAUCAGACAACCCUGUAUAAGUAAAGGUUAUCUGCGUGAACGUCUGUUAUACCUCGGAGUGUUGUGUAAUGUGUAGUUUGAUAGAUAAAUGGUAGCCCUCUGAUGUUGAUCCACUGACUAUGACACCCUCUACCCAAGGGAAAGGUUCCGACGUCAGCUGACGAGGCAGAGGACGGCUGUCGUAGAGAGGUCAGUACCACCCAGAACGAACCAGAGAGAACUGACAGAGGAGAGAGAGACCUCCACCAGGCUACAGAGACAGUCUGGAGAGACCAACUCAAGUAUGGAGAUAAAAAGUUAAGAGAGAGAGAGAGAGAGGGGAUAGAGCAGAACAGAGUAGAGUGAGAGAGAGAUACGAGUAAGAUGAGAGAGAGAGAGAGCGUGCAGAAUGCGUAAAGUUAUAGAUAUUAUUCUGGAUCGAUAGGUCUCGCGGUCUCUCUGACUUUCGAGCUCUCUUCCGAUACUCUACUCGCCCGAGAGUCUCGGCGAAUCCUCUCUCUCCCCUCGCUCGCUCUCUCUCUCUCUCUCUCGUCUCUCUCUCUCUUCUAAGUAGGAACUUGUUACAACUGCAGACACCCACCACACACCCUCAUUUGAUUUGCAGGCGUAAGGAGUCCACCUUGCAAAUGAGGCAGACUCUGGAGAAACUGCGUCUGGAUCUCAGUGUAGAUGAGGAGGACCAGGCUGCCUCAGUACCCACCUCCUCCAAGGCUUGA
Coregonus sp. 'balchen' is the source of this 25312-nucleotide messenger RNA. The record is from the annotation of a GenBank genome assembly. NCBI's taxonomy places the organism in Eukaryota, Metazoa, Chordata, Actinopteri, Salmoniformes, Salmonidae.